This is a messenger RNA of Prunus armeniaca (apricot), 396 nucleotides long. The record is from the annotation of a GenBank genome assembly. NCBI's taxonomy places the organism in Eukaryota, Viridiplantae, Streptophyta, Magnoliopsida, Rosales, Rosaceae.
AUGAAAGAAGGGAAAUCAGUGAAAUUGAACGGUCAACUGCAGCAGCAGCAGCAGCACCAGAACGGUCACUUGUCUCCGUUCAAAUUCGCCAAGUUGUUGGAUCCAGAAGCCUCAUGGGACAAGGAUCAAUUGGGAGAUGUCUUGCAUUGGAUUCGACAAGCAAUGGCCCUUGUAUGUGGGCUACUAUGGGGUGCGAUACCGUUGGUCGGAGGCAUAUGGUUCAUCAUUUUUCUGGUCAUAUCUACUGGAAUUAUAUAUGGCUAUUACGCAAUGAUACUAAAUGUUGAUGAAGAAGACUUUGGUGGCCACGGAGCUCUCCUCCAAGAGGGGCUUUUCGCUUCUAUAACUCUUUUUCUGCUUGCCUGGAUUCUAGUAUACAGCUUGGGACACUUCUGA